This is a messenger RNA of Corythoichthys intestinalis (scribbled pipefish), 3432 nucleotides long. It is a transcript of the gene tinagl1, whose product is annotated as tubulointerstitial nephritis antigen-like 1. The transcript is spliced from 13 exons. Bases 107 to 1528 code for a protein of 473 amino acids. The record is from RefSeq and is a predicted model, not a curated record. Gene Ontology annotation, biological process: proteolysis. Lineage: Eukaryota; Metazoa; Chordata; Actinopteri; Syngnathiformes; Syngnathidae. Gene Ontology annotation, molecular function: peptidase inhibitor activity; cysteine-type peptidase activity. Gene Ontology annotation, cellular component: lysosome.
CAGAAACACACACACACAGAAAGACUGAAGACCAGAAGUUUCUUGAGACUUUUACUUUGGGAUUACAAAAAAAAGUUGGGAUUCCUGCGAUAAGCGCAGACUCAUCAUGAAGCUCCUACUUUUGGCCGCGCUGCUCCUAGUGGCGGUGGAAGGAAGCGCAGAGAGAAGCCAGUGGCGGAGGUCCAAGAGGGAGCUGGCCGCCCCCCUCCACACGGGCGGCAUUCGCGACCCGCUGGGCUCGUACUGCCAGCGACGAGGCGGUUGCUGUCCGGGGAGGGACGACCUAUGCACCGUCCCGUAUUUGGACACCAUUUGCUACUGCGACCUCUUCUGCAACCGCACUGUGUCAGACUGCUGCCCUGACUUCUGGGGGCACUGUUUGGGUGUUGAGCCCCCGUUCAUCGGCUCCUGUGAAAGAAACGGGAUCAAGUUCUUCUCAGGACAAACUUACAAAGACAACUGCAACUUGUGCACAUGUGGCACCACAGGACGCUGGGAAUGUGAACAGCACGCCUGUCUGAUGGACAGCAACAUGAUCCAGGCUGUCAACAGAGGGAAUUAUGGGUGGAGGGCCGCUAACUACUCCCAGUUAUACGGUAUGACGCUGGACGAGGGCAUCCGCUACCGACUGGGCACACAAAGACCCUCCAAAUCCAUCAUGAACAUGAACGAGAUCCAGAUGAACAUGGACCCUGAAGGUGACAUCUUGCCCACCCGUUUCAACUCGGUGGAAAAGUGGCCCGGCAAGAUCCACGAACCUCUUGACCAGGGCAACUGUGCUGCCUCUUGGGCCUUCUCAACAGCGGCCGUGGCAUCAGACCGAAUCUCCAUCCAGUCCAUGGGUCACAUGACUCCUCAGCUGUCGCCGCAGAACCUCAUUUCCUGUGACACCAAGAAUCAGGGCGGGUGCGCUGGGGGCCGCGUUGACGGUGCCUGGUGGUAUCUCCGCCGCCGAGGGGUGGUGACAGAAGACUGCUACCCAUACAACCCCCCGCAGCACACGACGACAGAGUUAGCGCGCUGUAUGAUGCAGAGCCGUUCCGUGGGCCGUGGAAAACGACAGGCCACGCAGCGCUGCCCCAACGCGCACAACUUCUACCACAACGAUAUUUACCAGUCCACGCCGCCCUACAGGCUUUCCUCCAACGAAAAAGAGAUUAUGAAGGAGAUUAUGGAUAAUGGCCCUGUGCAAGCCAUCAUGGAGGUCCAUGAGGACUUCUUUGUGUACAAGAGUGGCAUCUACAAGCACACGGACGUCAGCUCCACCAAGCCGCCGCACUAUAGAAACCAUGGAACGCACUCAGUCAGGAUCACGGGGUGGGGUGAACAGCGUGAUUAUGACGGCACUCUUAGAAAGUACUGGAUUGCUGCCAAUUCGUGGGGCAAGAACUGGGGCGAGGACGGCUACUUCCGCAUUGCACGCGGCAAAAACGAAUGCGAGAUCGAGACCUUCGUGAUUGGCGUGUGGGGUCGGGUCACCAUGGAGGACAUGCACCACCACCGCCGCCGUCGCCGACAACACGUUUAGAGAGCGCUCGGGAGCCUCAAAACUUCAUCCGACGCUCCUUCUGUGCCACCCACGCCAGCAGGUGAUAAACCACUCCUAAGCUUUUUUUUGUUGCCUCGGUGAGCGUCUGAAGAAGCGCACGCCGGGUCCCUCAGGUACUGUUCCAAAGACCGCAUUACCCAGAAUUCUUUAUCUCCAGAUCAAGGGAAAUGUGUAGGAAAUGAUGAAAGAAAACCCCUUUUAAGUCGUUCUUUUUUAUGACCACUAAGAGACUGCGCCGAAUCAUUUUUAGGAAAUCUGAGAGGCUGAAAUCCCAAAAAACAAGCAUGAAAGACUCCUUGGAAUACAAUCCCCAUGUCAGACUAUUGACUUUUAAGACAAUACAUAUCCAAGUACAAUUUUGACCUUCAGAAUAAAACACACGUUGCGUGGGCCAAAUGUCUUAAAGAGAAGCCAUUGAUACAAAAGAUUGUUUUCAUGAUUGUUGUGCAAAGUAGUCUUAACGCUUUAUGAUGCUACGCUUAUGUUGCCGUGUUAUUCUGAAAUUUUGUUUUAAUACUCAUGUACUGUAUAUAAUGAUUAUAUAUGGGGAUCAUGCAAACUCAACACUCACGUGGCUUAUUUUUUGUAUUUUGUGUUGGGCGCUUCUGCAAAAACGAACAAAAAUUCCCGAGCUACAAGGAUUCAUUUAUAAAUGCUUUAUAAACUGGUUAUAACACCAUAUGAAGCCUUAAUAGCCUUAAUGACACUAUAAGCUAAGAACUGCCUGCUUACUAAAUAGUCAUUCCACAUUCGACAUCUGAUUCCAGAAGUACUGUACGCAACUAUUUAACCUGCAAAAUAGUGAACCCAUGUGUUGCAAUCCUUCCUUAACCAGCAUUAAGGAUUUGUUUGAACUGCCAAAAAUGGAGCCUACUUAUAGAUAAAAUUCCAAAGUCAACCAUUUGACAUGCCAAAUUGUGAGCCCACUUGUCUCUCUACUUUUUUUUUUUACUGAACUACUUCACUUGACAAAUAGUGAUCCUACAUUUAGCUGUGUUUUCUAGAGAAACAAUCCAACCAAAUAGGGACAUGGCUUGUAGCCAUAUUGGUCUGCCAAAUAGUGACCCCCACUUGAUUGCUGCACUUCCCUGCAAGGGCGUAGGUUUUCAUAGGGACGGUAGGGACAUAACACUACCAACUUUUCAGGAUGCUGAAAUUCUCUCCACCAACUUAUAAGCAACCUUAUUUGCAUUGUACAGUGCUGGCCAAAAGUAUAGGCACCCCUGCAAUUCUGUUAGAUAAUGCUCAAUUUCUCCCAGAAAAUGAUUGCAAUUGCAAAUGCUUUGGUAGUAAUAUCUUCUUUUUUUUUGUUGUUGCUCAAAAUGAAAAAACAGAAAGGAGAAUGGGGAAAAAAAUGAAAUCAUUAUCAUUUUACACAAAACUCCCCAAAAAAAUGGGACGGACAAAAGUAUUGGCACCCUUUGAAAAAUGCUUCUUUAGUUUGUGUAAUUAACAGCGCCCGUUACUUACCUGUGGCACAUAACAGGUGGUGGCAAUAACUAAACCACCCUUGCAGCCGAUUAAAAUGGAUUAAAGUUGACUCAACCUCUGUCCUGUGUCUUUUUGUGUACCACAUUGAGCAUGGAAAAAAGAAAGAAGACCAAAGAUCUGCCUGAGGACUUGAGAAGCAAAAUUGUGAGGAAGCAUGGGCAGUCCAUCUCCGAGGACCUGAAUGUUUCUGUCUCUACCGUGCGCAGUGUCAUCAAUAAUGCCCCUUUCCCACUGAAACUAGUCGGUCAACGCGCGUUUUUUCCAAGCCGAUGCAACCCACUAGCAAUUGGCAUUUGGCACCUUUCCCAUUGACAAAAAAAAGCCGUGUCUUUUUUUUUUUUCACCCGUCUAACCCCCCACCCCUCCUCAGCCGUGCGUAAGGUUACGUGACA